UAAACUGAUUGUGUGACUUUAUAAAGACAUGUCCUGCAGUCUGACAACUCUUAGUCUGGAGCUGUGACUUGAUCCACUGCAACAAACCAAACGUGUUGAAGCAUGGCUCGCCGUGUUGCAAUUAUUGGAGCAGGAGCUUCUGGGCUGGUCAGUAUUAAGACCUGUCUGGAUGAAGGUCUGGAGCCACUCUGCUUUGAAAGCAGUGACGAUAUCGGGGGUCUGUGGAGGUUUAAGGAGAACCCAGAGCCGGACAGAGCCAGCAUCUACCACUCUGUCAUCAUCAACACCUCCAAGGAGAUGAUGUGCUUCAGUGACUAUCCCAUUCCUGCUCACUUCCCAAACUUCAUGCACAACUCUCUCAUCAUGGACUACUUCCGCAUGUAUGCUGACCACUUCCAGCUGAUCAAGCACAUCCGCUUCAAUACAAAAGUUUUACAGGUGAAUCAAAGGCCGGAUUUCUCUCGCUCGGGUCAGUGGGACGUUGAGACACAAGACAAAGACGGAAAGAAGGAGAAACUGAUAUUUGAUGCUGUGAUGAUCUGUAUUGGUCAUCACUGUCACCCACAUAUGCCCAUCCACGACUUCCCAGGAAUAGAAACGUUCACUGGAAAGUACUUCCAUAGCCGCGACUACAAGACUCCUGAAGAGUGGAGGGGGAAAAAAGCGGUUGUGAUUGGAAUUGGGAACUCUGGAGGGGACAUUUCAGUGGAACUGAGUCGAGUCGCAAAGCAGGUGUAUCUGAGCACUCGCAGAGGAUCCUGGGUUCUCAAUCGUGUAUCUGAUAAUGGUCUUCCACUGGACAUGUUGUACAGCAAAGCGCAGAUGAUCCAUGGGCAAAUGCUUCCCUACGGAAUGAUGAACAGCAUUGCUGAGGCAAAACUCAACCGGAGAUUUGAUCAUGGGCUGUACAGCCUGAAGCCGAAUCACAGGUUGUUCAGCCAACACCCCACUUUAAAUGACGAGCUUCCCAAUCGAAUCUUGUCUGGUACAGUCCAAGUUAGGCCCAACAUCCGCAGGUUUCAAGGAUCCAAGGUGGAGUUUGACGAUGGCAGCGCGGUUGAGGAUGUUGAUUUGGUUGUAUGUUAAAUUUUUUUCAAAACAGAUCACAUAAAUAUACUAUACUGCAGUAUUCCCUGACUUUGGAUUUGCGUUGCAGGUUUUUGCAACAGGAUACAGGUUCUCCUUUCCCUUUCUGGCCUCACAUGUUG
Messenger RNA from Synchiropus splendidus (mandarinfish), 1208 nucleotides. RefSeq names its product flavin-containing monooxygenase 5-like. The record is from RefSeq and is a predicted model, not a curated record. NCBI's taxonomy places the organism in Eukaryota, Metazoa, Chordata, Actinopteri, Syngnathiformes, Callionymidae. The transcript is spliced from 7 exons. Gene Ontology annotation, molecular function: NADP binding; flavin adenine dinucleotide binding; N,N-dimethylaniline monooxygenase activity. The coding region runs from base 103 to 1086 and encodes 327 amino acids.